This is a messenger RNA of Zymoseptoria tritici IPO323, 1335 nucleotides long. RefSeq lists its product as uncharacterized. Gene Ontology annotation, cellular component: membrane. Gene Ontology annotation, molecular function: fluoride transmembrane transporter activity. The transcript has a single exon. The coding region runs from base 46 to 1335 and encodes 429 amino acids. Lineage: Eukaryota; Fungi; Ascomycota; Dothideomycetes; Mycosphaerellales; Mycosphaerellaceae. The record is from RefSeq and is a predicted model, not a curated record. Gene Ontology annotation, biological process: fluoride transmembrane transport.
CGCUACCUCUGUGUACUGCAACUUGACUUGUGCAACUCGAGCACAAUGCCUGAUCACGAAAGUGAACUCGCUCGGGAGGAGAGUGGUCUCGACGAGCUCGCAGCACCUGCGCCAGACGAGAACCCGAAUGAGCAGGGUUUCUACCAACAUGAAAGUCUGGAGUCCCAUCGAAGGCAAACAAAGGAGCAAAUCGAGACCGAACAGGAACAACAACCAGCCCCAUCACGGACAUCGCAGUGGCUUACUCAACUCUACAUCUUCUCGUAUCUCAUCUUCUUCUCCAUCUUUGGCGUCCUUGCUCGCACAGGACUCCAGGCCCUCACAGUCUAUCCAGGCGCGCUCAUCGCCAAUACGGACUUAUGGGCGAACAUUGGGGGAAGUUUCACCAUGGGUAUGCUUCGAGAAGACCGCAUGUUGUUCCGCCGCCACUGGAAACAAGAAAUGGAGAAGGCCCGGCGCGAAGCGAGCUCUUCGUCUGAUGACCCGGUGGCAGAGAAGAACGACAAAGAUUUGGAGGACACCGCCCGGAAAUCUUUCACCUCGACCAAAGGAGGGAUACCCGCGUACGUUGGCCUGACUGUCGGAUUCUGCGGAUCUUUCACUUCCUUUGCGUCGAUUUGUAGAGAUGCAUUUCUUGCGAUCUCGAAUAAUCUCAACACAGCGGUGGUCUCCACACAAGACACGAUCAGUCUACCGCGGGCAAGGCCAACUGGUGACAGUGUGAUGGCUGUCUUGGCUCUCCUGAUCCUUGAGGUGGGACUGAGCACUGUGGCCCUCACUUGCGGAGCACACCUGGGGGCUGCACUCGCGCGUCCGGCAGAGCACAUACCGGCGUUGAAACUUAGCCGGAUAAUGAAUCCUCUGGUCGUCUUCCUUGGGUUUGGAUGCUGGCUUGGAGCAAUUCUCCUGACGAUCUGGCCGAUUCGCGACGCCUGGAGGGGACAAGUGCUCUUCUCCCUCGUCUUUGCGCCGCUUGGAUGUCUACUGCGAUUCCAGCUCUCAGUUCGUAUGAACAAGCUGGUACGAAGCUUCCCACUUGGAACGUUCGCGGCCAAUGUCUUCGGGACUUGCGUGUUGGGUAUGGCCUAUGACCUGCAGAUGUCUUCGGCUGCGUCCAGUAUUGUCAGCUGUCAAGUGCUGCAAGGAAUUAUGGAUGGCUUUUGCGGUGCUUUGACAACGGUUUCUACAUGGGUCCUGGAGUUGGACACAUUGAGGCUAAGACACGCAUACUUCUAUGGGGCUUGCAGCCUUUUCAUCGGCGUCGGUUUCAUCACUGCUAUUAUGGGGUCUUUGAGAUGGACGACCGGGUUCACUGCUCCAACUUGUAAAACAUAA